Messenger RNA from Puccinia graminis f. sp. tritici CRL 75-36-700-3, 1602 nucleotides. RefSeq lists its product as uncharacterized. Bases 58 to 1602 code for a protein of 514 amino acids. Gene Ontology annotation, molecular function: exopolyphosphatase activity. Lineage: Eukaryota; Fungi; Basidiomycota; Pucciniomycetes; Pucciniales; Pucciniaceae. The record is from RefSeq and is a predicted model, not a curated record. The transcript has 4 exons. Gene Ontology annotation, cellular component: cytoplasm.
CACUCAGAGCCGAUUUUUAUUCAUCUCAUCCAAAGAACAGUUACAUACUAAAACAAGAUGUUACUUCGACCAUUAUCCGCUUUGCUUUUCAUUCACCUCUCCAUUUUGGUAACUACUGUCUUUUCGGCCACCAACGGUGGCCAACAAACAAUCUUUCAGUAUCAAGGCCAUCCAAUCUCCCCUAACCUUUCUGUUGGAAUCGCCCAAGAAGGUACUGGAGUCUUAUCGAAGUGGGCUCGGGAAUCAAGAAGUCAAUUUUUUUCUGACAUUACCCAAAACAGAGCAAGUGAAUGGGUAAUUGUUAUGGGCAAUGAAGCCGGUGACACCGAUUCUAUGGCUGCAGCUAUCGGUUGGGCCUAUCAUCUAUCUCACGUCACCCACAAUCCUCAAAAAGCGAUUGCUUUGUUGCAAACUGUUGAAGAUGCUCUCGAUCUGCGACCAGAGAAUCAGUUGGCUCUAGAGAGGUCCCAAAUGUCCUCUAGACAUAGAGAUUUACUGACGAUCGAUGAGUUACCCAUCAAACCAUUUGAACUCUCACAUCGUCUUGCGGGCAUCGUCUUGGUGGACCACAACGUCCCCGCCCCUGGAUGGCGUCAGGCUUCACUCCUCUCAAUCAUCGAUCAUCACGUGGAUCAGAAACUGAAUCUGUCUGCAGACCCUCGGGUGUUGGAGGAAGCUGCCUCAUGUUCCUCACUUGUCGCAGACCUAAUGCUCGAAUCAGAAGCUCGCGGUGAACAUCGGGUGGUAUCGGGAGAAAAAUACGGUAUACCUACAGAUCUCGUUGACUUGAUGUUGAGGGCGAUUUUUCUUGACAGCGAUGCGCUGAGCUCUAAAAAACAUUAUGACGUCGACAAACGGGCUUCCUAUGGACUUUUCAGGUUGCGUAAAUCGUAUGCACCACCAGACGAAUAUUAUGGGAAGCAAUCAAAUGUUCGGGGCGAACUGAGUCAAGCUUCAAGACGAUACCUCUUAGACGAUAAUCAGCGGCAUAAAUGGGAGAAGCGUGAACUGAGGAAGCUAGCCACAAAUUUCUGGGCGGAGAUGAGUGAGGCUCGAGGCCAAUUACAACAGCUAGAUGUGCGUGAUUUGUUAAGGCGAGAUUGGAAAGUGAACGCUGUGAAGACCGCAACUAUCAAAUAUCCAUAUUUGACCUUAGGUUUUGCUUCGAUCCCCUGCUCCAUCCAAAAGCAGGUUGAGAGAACACCCGAACAAACCGUUCCCGAGUGGUUUGCGAUCGAACGGGCUUUCACUUCGGAAAUAGGCGCCGACGUCUCUGUGGUUCUGACUAAGUUCAAAUCGGAAAUUACCGGAAAAGCAGAAAGAGAAAUCAUGUUGGUUGUCGCACAUGGCUGGGGGAAAAGACUCACUACCCUGGCGGCGACGGAUCUUUUCUUGACUCUUUGCAAGAAUAUCGAAGAUCAUUUUGAAGGCUUGCAAGAAUGGGCACGGUCUGACAAUAAACCACUUUUACCUCGACGAAAAGGAUGGAUAAUGACUGCGAAGGGGCGUCCUAUGGGGCGCAAGGUGUUAAUGCCACUAGUACUCAAAGCGGCAUCUGAAUGGAAUUGGAAUACAACUGAGGGAGUGGUUGGUGACGACUAG